ACACGCUGACCGCCAUAGACAGAACUGUAUCAGCGUUCGGAAACGAAUCACUAAAAGAAAAUACCACGAUGUACUCUCACAUCUUCGCUUUGUUCGUGUGUGGAAUUCUGGCCACGACAACAGCUGCACCGUCACCAGGUGGACAUUCGCAUCAUCAUGUGAAGAUUCACGUGCCUUAUCAUGUGCACACGGUUCAUCAUCAUCACGUGAAAAAAGUACCUUAUCCAGUUCAUCAUGUCGAGAAGGUUCAUGUGCCCGUUCACAUACCAGUUCAUCACGUCGAAAAGGUUCACGUACCAGUACCGUACAAGGUAGUGGAAAAAGAAUACGUGCCUGUUCCUGUCCACCACGAAAAGCCCCAAGAAGAACACCAUGGUGGAUGGUGGAAUUGAAAAUUACCUCUUGUCAAAAAGGGUAUUUUAUUACCAUAAGGUUACAUCUUCCAAAAAAUCCAUCUUGCCCUAGCCCGUGGAGAAAAAAAUUAUCUUAACUUCAAAGAAGUAAUCGAACUCAGUCAAAACAUCAAAAAAGCUCAAGUACAAGGUGGCUGAUGCCACCCAAUCUAGAGAAAAUUAAGGAUAUAAUUUUAAGUUAAAAUAUGCAUGAAUGAUCAAUUCGUGGGACAAAUGUACACGCACACAAAAUAUGAAUACCUGUAUAUACUUUUACAUAUUGUAGGCCUUAUUUUUGUACCGUAUGCAGAUAAUUAAAGAAAGCACUCUUUCUAUAUAAAAAAA
Messenger RNA from Belonocnema kinseyi, 737 nucleotides. RefSeq lists its product as uncharacterized. The coding region runs from base 69 to 392 and encodes 107 amino acids. Lineage: Eukaryota; Metazoa; Arthropoda; Insecta; Hymenoptera; Cynipidae. The record is from RefSeq and is a predicted model, not a curated record. The transcript has 4 exons.